AUGAAGGAAGCUCCUUAAUCGAGUCAGUGCGGCAGGAAAACCGCAGACAGCAAGGGGAGGCGGAUUGUAUUGGAAAGGCAACUAAAAAAAAUCUAGAGGCAGAACAUGUGGAAAUAACAAAGCAAACUCCGGUCCCUUACGAAAAUAUAUCGCAGAAGAUGGAAACUGUUUCUGACCGACAGUUAAGACGCACACGUUCCUCUCAAAUAUUAAAAUCUCUUCAGCAAUCCGAGGAGGGCAAUGCCAGAGAAUGGAUGAAAAUUACAAGGAGAUAGGCUACAGUUUACUGGGCUUGCUCCUUGGACUGACUCGCUAAGCUUCCUCAACAAAUGGAGUUAUAAUUUAAGAACAAAUAGCGCUAGCCUUCACGUGGGCUUGUAACCAACGUAUCGUGAUCGGCUUGAGAACCGAAUCAUAUAUUUUAAUAAGCAAAGUAAAUUUGCUGCAUUAAAUUCCAUUGGAGGGAUGUCAUCUGCAACCAUUGCUUCAUAGCCUAGUUCAAUAGGUUUUCGAGGACUGGAAUUUACUGUUCAACGCGUUAAUAUGGAUGGUGUGGCAGGCUCGAAGGAGAUCAAAAAGACUUUUAUUGUUCCCGCUAUAAAAUCUUUUGAUCAUUAUGAUUUUACGAAAGCAAAAAUCUGUUGUAGCCUGACAUGGCUGAUAGCCAAAGCCUUUGGGACAGACAGUGUCCCAGAGGAGCUGAAGGAGCCGUUCUACACAGACCAGUAUGAGCAGGAGCACGUGAAGCCGCCGGUGGUGAACCUGCUCCUGUCGGCAGAGCUGUACUGCCGCGCGGGCAGCCUCAUCCUGAAGAGCGACGCCGCCAAGCCGCUGCUGGGGCACGACGGCGUCAUCCAGGCACUGGCGCAGAAGGGCCUGUACGUCACAGACCAGGAGCGGCUCGUCACCGAGAGGGACCUCUGCAAGAGACCCAUUCAGAUGAGCGCGCACCUGGCCAUGAUUGACACCUUGAUGAUGGCGUACACGGUGGAGACGGUCAGCGUGGACCGGGUGGUCUCCUGCAUCCAGCAGUACCCCUCCUUCGACCCCGACGGCGACGUGCCCUACGACACCGAGGACGCGGUGACGAGCUGGAUGAACAAGGUAAACGAGCAUUUGAAAGACGUCGCGGUCCAGGAGCAGAAGGUGAGGGAGACGCAGUGCGCCGAGCCGCCGGAGGCCUCGCGGUCUCCAACCAAAUGGUAUUGGAAACUGGUUCCUGCUCGCUACAGGAAGGAGCAGGCUCUGCCCAGGCAGGUCCCGUGGAUCCCCCCAGUGGAUAACCUGCUGAAGGACAGCACCGACGGCAGCGCCCUGGCUGCUCUUCUGCACUUCUACUGCCCCGACAUCAUCAAGCUGGAAGAUAUAUGCCUGAAAGAGUCCAUGUCACUGGCAGACAGCUUGUACAACCUGCAGCUGAUUCAGGAGUUCUGUCAGGAGCACUUGAACCGCUGCUGCCACUUCACACUGGAAGACAUGCUCUAUGCCUCCUCCUCCCUCAAGAAUAACUACCUUGUGUUCAUGGCAGAGCUUUUCUGGUGGUUUGAAGUGGUGAAGCCUCCCUUUGUGAAUCCCCGAGUCUUAGAUGCUGAAGCUGCGGAACCAGCGCCCUCGCUGAAAAACAUGCCCACAGUGCCCAUUUCCAAUGCCACCAAACGAAGCUUUAUGGAGAAACCUCCCAGUCCAGACCGCCCCAGUCUGCCUCUCAGGCCACAACCUCAGACUUCCACUUCAGGUGCAAUGAAACGAUCAACCUCAUUGUCUUUCACGGACGGCGGUGUGGGGACCUGGCCAAAGGAGCAACGAUCAUCGGCUCACGGAGUGUCUUUUGACAUCCCUCUGGAUAAGGCUAGCACCAGCCAGGCGGCCGCGCCCCACGGCCGAGGAAUGACCAGGUCCAUCAGCACGGAUGGGCUGGGGUUUGAGGUCAACCACGCGUCCAGGAACGUGAAGAGGAACCUUUCCUUCCAGCCGGUGAACGGGCAGACGGAAAGACAGGCCAUCGCCGAGGAGGGGUGUCCGGAGGGCCUCGCCAGUGUGGACGGAGACGCGUGGCCUGGGGAGCCCCACCCCAGCACCCCGCGGGGUCUCUCAAAUGGCCCAGCCCGGGAUGAGCACGCCAGCCCCACAGCCACCCCCAGCAUGGAGGAGGCCCUGAAAAUCAUCCACAAUUCAGAGAAGCCCCACGGCAGCCUCCAGUCUGGCGGAACCGACAACGGCUUCUUCCUGCACAGCCUGGGCGGGGGGGAGCCGGGCUCCGGGGCCAGGUCGGACGACGGCGACCCGGACUCCGUGUCCGAGUCGAAAGGGGCGGGGAGCGCUGACACGACGGAGGUGGACACGGGGAUCCACGUGCGGACGGAGGACAUCCAGGAGACCCUGGACGAGGACUCGUCCCUGAGGGACUGUACGGUGAGCAUGGAGCUGGACGUGGACCAGGACUACGAGCUGAAGGCCUGCAACCCCCACGACAUGACCAGCCCCUGCCCCAGCUCCGUCAGCGGCCGCUCCCACGGCAGCAGCGCUGCCUCCCCCAGCCCCGGCGUCAAGAUGACCAGCUUCGCCGAGCAGAAGUUCCGCAAGCUCAACCACUUCGAGGGGAAGAGCAGCGGGAGCAGCUCCCAGAAGACCACGCCCGAGAGCUCGGAGCUCAGCAUCCCGCACGUGGUGUCCUGGGCCCUGACGCCCGAGGAGAGCCCCGUCCACCAGGCGCCGAAGGACCCCGCCCAAAUGAUGGCGUCGGAGAUGGUGCAGCUGCGGAUGAAGCUGGAGGAGAAGAGGCGGGCCAUCGAGGCCCAGAAGAAGAAGGUGGAGGCGGCCUUCACCCGCCACAGGCAGAAGAUGGGGCGGACGGCCUUCCUCACCGUGGUGAAGAAGAAGGGCGACGACACAUCGCCGCUCAGGGAGGAGGCGACCGGUUCCGAGGAUGACAGGGUCUCCGUCGACUCCCACGCCCUCAAGAUGGCUGACGACAGCAACCGGCGGCCGGAGAAGAGCAAGCUGGACACGCCGGAUGGCCAGGCCCAGUGGCUGAAAUCCCCCAGCGACGAGAGCUUUGGGGAGGCCGACCUCCUGGAGUACACCAAGUCCAUCGAGAAGCUGAAUGCCUCCCUCAGCUUCCUGCAGGUGGAGAUGCAGCGGCUGGCCCAGCAGCAGGAGGUCAUCAUGCAGAUGAGGGAGCAGCAGUCCUGGGUCAUCCCCGCCUCUGAACCCUCCCCGCAGAAGCAGGUGAGGGACCUCCGCAGUGCUGCGCGCUCCUCGGGGUCCCCGUCGCCCGCGGACUCCCCGCGCACCUCCCACCGCUCUCCCACCAGCAUCAAGAGGAAGUCGGCCUCCUUCCACUCCAAGACUCCCAGGACUCCCAGGCCCAGCGAGCUCAAGAUCAGCCCUUUCAAUCGGGUCCUCACCGCCCCGCAGUCCGUGGACAGCCUGCCCCGCCUGCGGAGGUUCUCCCCCUGCCAGAACCAGGCCGCCCCUUUCGCCUGUCUGGGGAGUGACACCAAGCCGUCCUCAGAGACCGAGCCCUCUGAGAAGAGUGAGGUACAGGAACCUGAACCUCAGCCCCAGUUCCAGGUCCAGCCCCAGCCUGACCCCCCUACACACGACGACUCUGCUGAAAAGAGCAUUGCCGCAGGCCUGCCAGCCUCCCCAGCCAAAGAGACACCACAGAAGAAGAGUAGCAAGGAAGUAAAUGCCAAGAAGAAGGCACAGGAGAACAAGGAGAUGGUGAAGGAGAUGAGGCCUGUAGAGUCCACUGUAUCAGAGGUGUUGUCCCAGCCCAUCACUGAGACCUUCACAGUCACGCCCACUGAGCACCCAUCUGACAUCUUCAGCCAGAGCAACAAGAACCUGAUAGAGGUGCCUCUGUCUGUGCUCAAGCCUCUGGACGGGCACAUGCAGUUGGAGAGCGAAGACGUCGAAGGGGCCAGAGACAACUAUGAUGAAGACCAGAAAAUGUGCUGUGGGUUUUUCUUCAAGGACGACAUGAAAGCUGAGGACGACAUGGCGAUGAAACGGGCGGCGCUGCUGGAGAAGAGGCUGAGGAGAGAGAGGGAGACGCAGCAGAGGAAGCAGCAGCUGGAGGCAGAGCUGGAGCAGAAGAAAGAGGAGGCGCGGUUGAAAGCGGAGGAGGAGCGUCUGAAGAAGGAGGAGGAGAAGGCGCGCCGGGAGUUCAUCAAGCAGGAGUACCUCCGCCGGAAACAGCUCAAGCUGAUGAAGGACAUGGACACCGUCAUCAAGCCCCGCCCCGCAAGCACCAAGAGGAAGCCCCGCCCCAAGUCCAUACACAGGGACAUUUUGGAGUCCCCCAAGACCCCUGUCAGGGCAGCGGAAGGUUCACGACCUCGUGUUUUUUCAGUCUCCAGCCUGUCCCUGGCUUCACUCAACUUUGGCGACAAUGAGAGCGUCCAGUCAGAGAAUAGGAGCCCCAGGCCUGACUCUGCAGACGGGUUUUUGUCUCCGUGUCGAAUGGGAAGCCGCAGCGGAGAGAAGGACUGGGAAAACUGCUCCACGACCUCAUCUGUAGCGUCCAACACAGAGUACACAGGCCCAAAGUUGUACAAGGAGCCCAGUGCCAAGUCUAACAAACACAUCAUCCAGAAUGCCCUGGCUCACUGCUGUCUGGCUGGCAAGGUGAAUGAAGCUCAGAAGAAUAAGAUACUGGAGGAAAUCGAGAAAUCGGAGGCCAACAACUUCCUGAUCCUGUUCCGAGACUCGGGCUGCCAGUUCCGCUCUCUGUACACAUACUGCCCUGAGCUCCAUGAGAUCACCAAGCUGGCGGGCAUCGGUCCCAAAACCAUCACUGGCAAGAUGAUCGAGGGCCUGUACAAGUAUAACUCAGACAGGAAGCAGUUCAGCCACAUCCCCGCCAAAACCAUGUCAGCAAGUGUUGAUGCCAUCACCAUCCACAGCCACCUGUGGCACACCAAGAAACCAGGAACCCCCAAAAAAGUGUUACCCAACAAGUCCUAGUACAGCGAGCAGUUGUUUUUUUUUCUUUUCUUUUUUUUCUUUUAGGUUGAAAAAUUCACAUAAAAUUUGCACUUCACUGUACAUAUCCAUGUGGAUUUGGCACGUCCAGUGCCAACAUACGAAUACAUUAUUUGCAGCUUUCCUCUCGGUUACUUUCGUUUUUCUCACAGUUCUAACUGGACUGGACACAGAACUUUGCUGAAAUUAUGCACAACUGGAAUGUAAAACACUAUUUAAAAGUAUUUAAUGGAGAUCACUAAUGUGUUUAGUGCAAGAGAUCGUUGAAUCUUGAGUAAUUUUAUUACAGCACGUGUGUGUGUGUAUGCGUGCGUGUGUGUGGUUUUGUAUGUGCCAAAAAGAAAAGGAUGCCACGAUGUUCUGAUCUGAUACACUGAAGCACUGAAUGUUACUCAUCUGUAUAGAUCGAAUUUGCGUAUUUGUUGACAUUUGUGGCCUUAUGCUUGUUUGAUUUUUGUACAUGAGCACCACAAGGUGUGUGUAAUGUUUUUCAUGAGUGGCUUUUUGUAUGCAGAUUUUGUUCUUUUGCUGGAUUUGAAAUAGUAUCUGUAUAAGGUGUGACUCACGAAGGGCAAAUUUGAGUGAGGAAAUUGCCUCUAAUGAGCGUAAUGAAUUGGUUUGCCAUUGCUUUGUGUAAAUACAUGAUGGUAAGCCACUAUGUAUCCAAGGUUUUUCACUGGCUGGAAAGUGCCAAAGUAGCAUCCCACUUAUUUUUAGUGAUGUAUAUUUUAAUAAGGCUUCUAAAAUCACAUUUCAUUUUUUUUCCCAAAAAGUUUCGAGAAUAAAUUAUCUUGAAAAUCUGGAAGUUUUUUCAUAGUUGCUUUUUUAGUAUUCAAACAGAAUGGAACAAGCUUGAAUUUACUAAUUUAAUUGCUCACAAAGCUUGUUCAUUUCCUCAUUAGUACCAAGAUUGUGAAUAGAGCUGAGCUUUAGAUCAUUGAACAAAUCUUGUAAAUGAAUAUGUAAUGAGUUUUCCAUUCAAAAUUCUAUAAGAAACUGUUUGUAAAUGUGGGCAGACCUGACAGAAGUUUGAAAACAUUUUCAUUUUGAGAUCUACCUUUCUUGUUUCAUAGUUAUUCCAAAAUACUAUAUGAAAGUCUUUCCAGAAUGCUGUUUCCAGUGUCUCAGUUAACUAAUUGCCCAUCGACCCGAGGUUCUUAUUAGAAUAUCACAUUAGAAUGUACUUCUGCAGGACUGUACCUAUCAAAACUGUUUUCUUUGUCACUGAAUAGAAUUUAUUUUAUUUUUUAUCAUGCAUUUCAUUUGUGAACUUGUAUAUAUUUAGGUAUAUAAUAUAUUUUAUUUGUAAAGACAUGACAUGACAUUCAUUUGUGUAACAUUGUCCUUUUUUAAUUGCAUGGUCUUGUAAUGGGGAUUUUAUUGUUAUGAAGGUUAAAUAGUAAGUCGCAUACAAGAUGGUAGCUUUGAAAGCUCCUGACGGGAAAAGGUUGCAUAGCUCCCAUAGGUAUAUGGUUUAUUAUAGAAAAAUCAUAUAACCAAAUUUUGUUUUUCACCAGCAGUAUUCACCUCCAGGUAUAUAGAUUAUGUAAUUGAAAUGGCUUGCUUUGGCUUGUCCAGUUCUGUGCAUGAACCAAAUUAUAAUUAAUUUGCAAGAUUAAAAACGAAUGUGUAAGUAAAUGUGUAUGAGCUGACAAAGAAAUGAAACUGCUUCUACACUCUGCCUACAGUAUAUAAAUUACAAUGUCAUGACAUCAGAAUUAUUAUCAAGGUAAAGUGCUGACACAGUACUACAUUUUUUAAAUGAUGUGUUCAUAUUUCAGCCAACCAGUAGUUUGGUGACCAAUCAAAUGGGACAACACAGAUUAGAAAGAUUUCACAAGUAUCUUCGUAUUCUUAUCUUUUGAAAGUGGUCAAAAGCAUGUUUCUGUAAGGGAUGGCAAACCUUAUGUUGAAAUAGCCAAAUAUUACAUAGAUUUUGCCAACUUACAGGAAAAAAUUACAUUUUUGAUUCUUUCUGUAGAAGUUCAUAAUUUCACACUACAUCUCAGUGUACUUAUGAAGAUGUGCAAUUGUCAUGGUAAAAAAACUCUUUUUUUCAGACAAAAAUUUGUGUCAUAGGCACAGUCCAGUUAGUCCCUAGCUACACACUGAAGAAACGAGCUGAACUUAUGCAUAUUGUGCAUAGUGGUAAAGGCUGUAUUUGACUAUUGAAUAUUAUGUUGAAUAUUAGUCACCAUUGUCCUUUCUGUUUUAAAGCAUGAUAUUAUUCAACCAUCUUUAGUAUUUUGGGUUACAAGAAAAACCUUAUGCAGGUGGCAGAUUUCAAUAUCUGCUUCUAACACAUACACACACUGGUGCUUUCAUAUUUGUAAAGAAUUGCAGAUUGACCAACUGUAUUGUGUUCCUGAAAAUAAACUAUAUAGGCAUUAAUUUUGGUUAUUGAAACCUUUUCGGUUUGAUUGUGUAGAAGAGGUGUUCAUGUAGGAUGACUAUUAUAGUUGUCUUAUUUGGCUGUUGAAAGCCAGGAUGAGUAGUUAUUUAAUUGCAAAUGGGUACUGUUGAACAUUGUACAGUGUGCUGUGAACUAACCUGUCCACCAUAAUGAAGCAUUGCUUCCAUUUUUUUUCAGACGCUGUGCUGUCAUAUAUUGUCAACAUAUUGCUGAAGUAUCAUGUCGUUUUUUUCUCUUUUGCAUUGAAUAAAAUGAAGCAUGGCCUCAGAA
Anguilla anguilla (European eel) is the source of this 7672-nucleotide messenger RNA. RefSeq names its product calmodulin regulated spectrin-associated protein family, member 2a (gene camsap2a). Gene Ontology annotation, biological process: negative regulation of microtubule depolymerization; neuron projection development; cytoplasmic microtubule organization. The transcript has 18 exons. Gene Ontology annotation, cellular component: microtubule minus-end. The coding region runs from base 544 to 4971 and encodes 1475 amino acids. The record is from RefSeq and is a predicted model, not a curated record. Lineage: Eukaryota; Metazoa; Chordata; Actinopteri; Anguilliformes; Anguillidae. Gene Ontology annotation, molecular function: microtubule minus-end binding; spectrin binding; calmodulin binding.